CACAGGGCGCCGAGGCCUGGUGCAGCGCUGCUGCGGCGGCCAGGCCGGCGGCCACCCCCGCCGCCGUCCGCGGGCGCUGCCGAGCCGGCCCGGGAGGCGCCUGUCGCGGCUGGAGGUGGGUGAUGCCAAGCACAGCCAUGAAGAAAAAGGUGCUGCUGAUGGGGAAAAGUGGGUCUGGGAAGACCAGCAUGAGGUCCAUUAUCUUUGCAAACUACAUCGCCAGGGACACGCGGCGCCUGGGUGCCACAAUUGAUGUGGAGCACUCCCAUGUUAGAUUUCUGGGAAACCUGGUGUUGAAUCUCUGGGACUGCGGAGGACAGGACACUUUUAUGGAGAACUACUUCACCAGCCAGCGGGACAACAUCUUCCGCAACGUGGAAGUCCUCAUCUAUGUCUUCGACGUGGAGAGCCGGGAGCUGGAGAAGGACAUGCACUACUACCAGUCCUGCUUGGAGGCAAUCCUUCAGAACUCCCCUGAUGCAAAGAUCUUUUGUCUAGUGCACAAGAUGGACUUGGUGCAGGAGGAUCAGCGGGAUUUGAUUUUUAAGGAGCGUGAGGAGGACCUGAAGCGCCUUUCCCGCCCCUUGGAAUGUGUUUGCUUUAGAACUUCCAUCUGGGAUGAAACCCUGUACAAGGCAUGGUCCAGUAUAGUCUAUCAGCUGAUCCCCAACGUCCAGCAGCUGGAAAUGAACCUGAGGAACUUUGCUCAGAUCAUCGAGGCAGAUGAAGUGCUUCUGUUUGAGAGAGCCACGUUCCUGGUCAUUUCUCACUAUCAGUGCAAAGAGCAGCGGGAUGUCCACAGAUUUGAGAAAAUCAGCAACAUUAUUAAACAAUUCAAGCUCAGUUGCAGUAAGCUGGCAGCCUCUUUCCAGAGCAUGGAGGUCAGGAACUCUAACUUUGCUGCUUUCAUUGACAUCUUCACAUCAAAUACAUACGUGAUGGUGGUUAUGUCAGACCCUUCAAUACCCUCUGCGGCCACACUGAUCAACAUCCGCAACGCCAGGAAACACUUUGAGAAGCUGGAGAGGGUGGAUGGACCAAAGCACAGCCUGCUCAUGCGCUGACCCUGGCCCCAGGCUCGUGGCCUUUGGGGGGAGAGAAAAUGAAUUGGAACUACUUCUUUUUGGGAGAAUCUAACAACGUCAGUGUCUUUAUUGGGCUUUGAAAUGAGUGUGCUGCUUUCUUUUUUUCUCCUUGUAACGUUGGACACUGCUCACUCAGAGGAUGGCUGGGGACACUGUGGACCUUGAGAAGAGACUUCCCUGGCAUCCGUGGGCUGGGGAGCAGUGAGGACAGGGCACGUGCACGUGGUCUCAUGCUCCUGGCUUGUGGUAGUGGCACGUGGCAGAGCCGUUUGGGGUGUGUUGCUCCUGGGUGUUGUGUCCCAGGGAUGGAGUAUGUAGUGGUGUUGGGUGGGUGGUUGGUUGCUAGAACACCUUUAUAAAUUCCUCCUUGUCUUCGGUCAUGAAAAUAAAUUUUUGCUACCAGGGAUUUCAGAUCCUAAA
Molecule: messenger RNA, 1505 nt
Organism: Colius striatus (speckled mousebird)
Lineage: Eukaryota; Metazoa; Chordata; Aves; Coliiformes; Coliidae
Product: ras-related GTP-binding protein A
Exons: 10
Coding region: 123-1064 (313 amino acids)
Biological process (GO): regulation of autophagy; cellular response to starvation; cellular response to amino acid stimulus
Cellular component (GO): lysosome; Gtr1-Gtr2 GTPase complex; nucleus
Molecular function (GO): GTPase activity; GTP binding
Source: RefSeq, a predicted model, not a curated record